Messenger RNA from Branchiostoma belcheri (Belcher's lancelet), 2733 nucleotides. RefSeq lists its product as uncharacterized. The record is from RefSeq and is a predicted model, not a curated record. Gene Ontology annotation, cellular component: transcription factor TFIIIB complex. Gene Ontology annotation, biological process: RNA polymerase III preinitiation complex assembly. The transcript has 10 exons. The coding region runs from base 1 to 2649 and encodes 882 amino acids. Gene Ontology annotation, molecular function: TFIIIC-class transcription factor complex binding. Lineage: Eukaryota; Metazoa; Chordata; Leptocardii; Amphioxiformes; Branchiostomatidae.
AUGCGGCGGGCGAGGGCAGUCUUCCGACCAAACGUCAAGUCAGCGGCGGCUGCACCCAGAGGUAAGACGCCCUCCACAUCAAAAGAACCUCCCGCCAAGGUCACAGAGAAGGAACCAAAAGGUCACGACAAGCAGGAGAAGACAACAGUCCAAGCAGCUGAGGAGAAAGCCAAGAAGCAGCCUGAGACAUCAGCUAAGACAUUACAAAAUGUCUCAACACCACCGGCACAGAAAACUGAUUCAAUCUCUUCAGUAAGACCUACUCAGCCAAAUAAAGCACUCAGCAAGCAGACAGAAAAAACUGCAGGCGACAAAGUUGCUGGCAAAAACACCACUGACUCGGGCACCACCGAUAACACUUUGUCAUCAAACAUUGAGAAGAACAAGAAAACAAGCGAUGCUGAUGCUGGUAAAAUUCAGAAGGAUGUGAAGACGUCUAACAAUGGUGGACAGAAGUCUGCGUCGGUCGCCGGGCGUAGGAAGCGCGUGACGGCAGUACCGAACCUGGGACGGCCGAGACAGGGGUCAUCGACCUCAGGUAAACCUGCAGUAACAGAGGAGAAGGAGCCAGGGCAGAGUGAUGGGGAGAAGAAGAAGGAGAAGAAGGAGGAUCCUGCAGAAAAACCUUUCCAGGAGCCACCACCCGUACAAAGGAUGUCUGAGCCUUUUGGGAGUAAACCCCCUCCACGGCACAUUCCCCCACUGGUGAUCCCGAGACGCAGACUGGACUCCACAUCGAGCGUGGACGGUCGGGACGGCUCAGAGCGGCCGCUAACCAUUCCCCACCGCGAGAGGAGAGUCAGUGGCAUGUACACACCCAACAUUCAGCCUGAGAGACGCAGGGAGAAGGAGCAGGAGGAGGAAGAGGGCCCAGCGAAGCGCCGACAGAGGCACAACCAGAGCAAACCUCCGGACAAGAACAGGAUGACCAUGGCUGACCUCAUCUACUACAACCCCAAAACUAACAUGAUGAAGUCAACAGAAGAAAAGGCCAAAAAACUGAAGGAAAAGAAGAAGCAGAAACAAGACGUUGAUGCAAUGAGCGAGAGAGGGCAAGAAGAAGAGAUGGAGGAAGAACUGUUGGAGGAAGCUGGAAGCCAAGACAAGCCUCCAGCAGAAGAAGAGGCAGACGGGGAUGACAGUCUGUUGGUGCCGCAAGUCAGGGUGGCAGAGGAUGGAACUAUCGUUCUCAAUGAACAGAGCCUGACCGUUUCCACCCCAGCGAAGGCAGGUUCAGACGGUGACAUCGUUCGGGAGGACGAGUCCAACACGACAUACUCCAGCUUCCGCAAGAAGGUCCCGCAGACCCAGGCAUGGAACAUGAAAGAGACAAUAAAGUUCUACAAGGCCCUGAGCACAGUUGGAACAGACUUCACCCUCAUGGCGGCCAUGUUACCCAAAAGGACAAGGGCACAGCUCAAGGCCAAGUUUAAGAAGGAAGAGAAGCAAAACAGGAAUUUGGUGGACAGGGCACUCUCCCUUAGACAGGAGUUUGACAUGUCGACCUUCAACCAGUCUGAGUCGGACUCUGAAGAUGAGAAGCAGAAGAAGAGGAAGGAGCACGCCCCCCGCAGGGGGAAGGGACGGCCGAGGGGGGCGGAAAACAACGAGCAGGGGGGGAAACGAAAGGCCAGUGGUGAGCAUGACAGAGAGGCAGUCUCGGCGAGGCUGUCCUCUCCCCUGGGAGUUGCUCCCAAGAAUGCAGCAGGGUUCCCCAGCUAUGCCCGUCCUGACAUGGGCAGGGACGGGGAUGCGGACGGCAGCAGGAGGGAACACACGGAGGAUGCUGACGAUGAGAACGAAGAGGAGGAGACGAGGAUCGUGGAGAUGUUGAAGGGACCGACGCGAGCGGGGAGGCAACCGAAGCGGGUUCAGACCUUCAGCAUCAACAUCGAGCCCACCAGGAAGCGGCCCCGCCCGCCAACCGUCGUCAACCGCGCGUCGCCCAUUUCCAGCCCUCCCCGCUUCUCCCCGGGUAAGCGCUGGCUCUACAUCCCUGGGGAGACGGGUCCAAGGUCGGAGGGCAGGGGUCAAUCCCAGGGGUCGAGCAACGAGCAAGAAAACAGCCCACCUGUAGAAGAAAUGGUCGAGACUGUGAUGAUACAGAGUCCAGUAAGGUUCGAACCGUCCCAGCCCAUUCCUCAGCUCAUCCAGGGUACCGCAUUAAACGGCAGUGUUGUUGUAGGUGAGGUGGAGGAGCUAGUCUUUACCGACGACGAAGGAAGCCAACCCACCAUUACUACCACCACUGCCGCCGCCACCGCCCAGUACACGCUGGUCAUACCGGUCGUGAGCACGACAAACAUGAACACGAGUACUCCGAGCAGACAGCAGACUGUUUCGGUCAUCGUUCCGUCGAGUUCGGCGGCGCACAACACCUCGCUGGAUGGGAUCAACACGAGCGGCGGCUCGGAGCGGCUGUCGCUCAGCUUCGUGACAGGCGAGCAUCUGACGGCGAGCGACAUCCUCGAACAGAUGCAGAUGGAGGGAAGGAAAGAACAAGGGGAGGAGGAGGAGGAGGAAGAGGAGGUACCGGUGGUCAUAGGAGAAGAGAUGAUCACAGAAAUCGUGACAGAGAUUCAGAAAGAACAGCCUGAUGCGGACAGUACUGUGGACAAAGGUGCAGCUGGGUUAGAGGCAGAGAGCUAGCAUCGGCUGAGGUUCUUUUCAUAUGGCGGAAAACAUCAAAUGUAUAGUAACUGAGUAGCUGUCAUCUUGUGUACCUCAAAUAUC